Messenger RNA from Procambarus clarkii (red swamp crayfish), 1555 nucleotides. NCBI's taxonomy places the organism in Eukaryota, Metazoa, Arthropoda, Malacostraca, Decapoda, Cambaridae. The record is from RefSeq and is a predicted model, not a curated record.
AUGGUACUUCACAUUGGCUUAUUGGCCAAAUCAACCAGCUGGCCCAUCACUGCCCUCACUCCAAGCUCUGGUACGAGGGUUCCUCACCAUAGAAUCCUGACUUUGAUUCCUUCCUCUGCUAGGGCAGUGUCCAGCUACCCGGAUGGCACGCUCGUCCUGAGGGACGUCCAGCGGAAGGACUCCGGCAACUAUACCUGUAGAGUGGCGAACACCUACGGUGACGACCACAUCACCUACGUUCUCGUCGUUCAAGUUCCUCCACUUCCUCCGCACAUCCACGUGACGAGAACAGGAGCCACAACGCUGACGGUGGCCUGGAGGACAGGUGAUGACGGCGGAGCACCGCUCCUGGGUCUCACUGUCUCCUACAAGAAAGACUAUGGCGAAUGGCAGGAGGAGACAGUGCCGCCUACCCAGACCUCACAUGAGCUCCGAGGACUGUCUUGCGGCAACCACUACGACCUAUACGUGACUGCAUACAACAAGGUUGGAGAUGGGCGUCACUCUGAGAACCUGAGGACUAAAACAGCUGGGUCGCCGCCCAUCGCCGGUGGGCGCGAGGGCGUGGUGAGUGCCAACACCUCAUGGGCGGCUGUAAGCCUGGCCCAGUGGAGCGAUGGAGGGUGCCCCAUCAGUCACUACAGUGUCGCCUACAGGAGAACCAGCAGCACUUCCUGGGUAGUUGUGUCCGAGCGGGUUGAGGGUGGGCGGCCGUUGGAAUUGGGUGGCCUCACCCCUUCCACCCCUUACACCGUUAGAGUCACUGCCCACAACUCUGCUGGGAGCACUGCUCAGGACUACCCCUUCACCACAGCUCCCAUCACAGGAGGACCCUCGUCCCCGGGGCUGGUGGUGGACGGCGUGUACCUGACGGACGUCAGGGUCCUCCUGCCAGUAGUGGCCUCGUCUCUCGCCCUACUGGCCACUGUCAUUACUGUCUGCGUCUGCAUCAGGAAGAAGCCGCCCCCAGCGUCCCCCCAGAGUGUGGUUGACAGCACCGGAGCAGCAGUUCAGGACAACAAGGAAAAUAUGAAGCAGCGGGAACAGUACUAUGCCACCGUUCGCAAGACAUCACCCCACCGGGACCCAGCGGGCCUUGAACGCAUACCAGAGUAUGCUGACGACAUCUACCCCUAUGCCACCUUCCAGAUGAACAACAGUCAGCAGCAGCAGCAGCAGACCCAGCGCCCUCGCCUGCAGCAGCCCACACCGCAGACACACCACAACCCCUCACAUGGUCACUAUCAGCCCUGCCCCUACAAGGACGUCAUGGCCAGCAGGGAGCACAUAUCAACUGGCGAGACCUACUGUCGCAUUGGCAGUGGAGGUGGUGGCGGAGGCAACAACAGUAGCAGCGGCGGUGGUGGUGGCGGCGGCGUUACAGGCAUCCGUGGUCGCCACCCGACUCCGGGCCCGCGCUCUGUCAAGUCUGAGAGUGAGGAGUAUGACACGUUCGGCUCCGACUCCGACACAGACCCUCCUGCCUCGUCCCGGACUGAGUCUUCGAACCAGCUGGACCAGGACAGGUCAGGGCCGAUGAGAGCUGUGCAUCAUA